Musa acuminata AAA Group (dessert banana) is the source of this 1193-nucleotide messenger RNA. Its product is annotated as cell number regulator 5-like. NCBI's taxonomy places the organism in Eukaryota, Viridiplantae, Streptophyta, Magnoliopsida, Zingiberales, Musaceae. The record is from RefSeq and is a predicted model, not a curated record. The transcript has 5 exons. Bases 199 to 885 code for a protein of 228 amino acids.
CCCCUGAAACAGACGUCGACCAUCGCGUCUUCGACGUCUCCGCUUAUUUCUUCCCCCAUUCGAUUUCUUUCUUCUUUCUUGUGAUCAGGGAAAAGGGAGGAACAAAGGGAGAGUUUGGCGUUUGGAAAGGAAGAGACCAAUUGGAGAUCCAACAUACAUUCGAGGAAGCCCUCGCCAGUUGAUCGCGUCCUCGUGAAUAUGAAAGGUCAAGGCAGCUAUGUUCCACCUCCGUAUAUUCCACUAGAUCAGUUGGAUACUGAAGCCAACAGUACCCCUGUGAAUAAUGGUUUCUCUUCUCACCAAUCUGCAACGCGUGAUCUGACGCAAUGGUCUUCUGGAAUUUGUGCUUGCUUUGAUGAUAUGCAGAGCUGUUGUGUUGGUGCUGUAUGCCCAUGCUUCCUGUUUGGGAAAAAUGCAGAAUUCUUGGGAUCUGGAACACUAGCCGGGUCAUGCAUGACCCAUUUUAUAUUGUGGGGACUUGUCAAUAGUCUUUGCUGUCUGUUCACUGGAGGUCUACUUGCGGCAGUGCCUGGAUCAAUGGUUGCUUGUUAUGCAUGUGGAUACCGCAAGACACUACGGGCAAAGUAUAACCUGCAGGACAGUUACACCUGCUCUGAGGUGAGAAACAAUUUCUGGUGUGCCAGGUGCUUUGCAGGUCAUGGCACAGAGGUCAUGCUCAAUCACAUGGUAGUGCAUAUUGGAGAAGAACUAAGAUUGGAAGCACCAUGUGGUGACUUGACGACUCACUUGUUCUGCCACUUGUGUGCCAUUUGUCAAGAGUACCGAGAAAUCCGUGAGAGAUCCAGUGGUUCAGAUCCUUCCAUGAUGUCCUCUGCGGUUGCUGCUCCUGCAGUCCAGACUAUGGAGUUAGCUCCACAUGAAUGAUGAAGUUGAAGAUAGUACGUGGGCCCACAUUGAUCGCCAGCAACACUGCUCUCUGCACCUCCUUGACGAUAUGGCUUGUAGCUUUGAAAGAGCAGCUGAAAACGUCUGAGUUCAAGCAUGAGUUUUGUAGUUUCAUGACUUUUAAAGCAGGAGUUCGAUAGGAGUGCCUAUAUUUUGUAAUCUUGGUGGCGAGUUUUAAAGCAGGAGUUUAAUAGGAGUGCAAUUUUCAAAUAUUCGUUUCUGCUUGUUUGAUUGUAAUUCGAUUUUCAUGUAAUACUUUGCAGACAUCAAGCAAAAUAUUUCUGCGA